This is a messenger RNA of Tricharina praecox, 725 nucleotides long. RefSeq lists its product as uncharacterized. The transcript is spliced from 4 exons. Lineage: Eukaryota; Fungi; Ascomycota; Pezizomycetes; Pezizales; Pyronemataceae. The record is from RefSeq and is a predicted model, not a curated record. The coding region runs from base 185 to 544 and encodes 119 amino acids.
GGUUGUUUCAGGGAUUUCCCGGAUAACAACUCUAGUUACCUGCGAAGUGGUGUGACGUGCUAACCCACUUCAUCGCCCUUCCGCCUUUCUCCUCCUCCUCCUGCUCCGCAAGACCCAUCUCCACUCAACACCCCCAAUCCAACUCAGCAAACCUCACUUACUCCGCCACACUCACAUCAUCACCAUGCACCCAUCUCUCAUCCUCCGCAACUCUGCUGGAUCCGCUGCGCUGAAGCAGGGCGCAAAGCGCGAUCCCGAACUCUACGUUCUCGCCGCGGUGAUGUCUGGCAUCUUCGGUGUUGCCGGCUACUACUUCGGAAGCAAGCCCACCUCCGCCACCUCUGAGGAUACCGCUAUUAAGGUCGCCAACAUGCCCUGGCAGGGCUCCUCGCAGAGCGGAAAGUACCAGUACCAUCCCGACGGCAACCCCGCCAACGCUCCCAAAGACGCCCCGAGCGCGCUGCACUCCGUCAUCGUGCCGAAUGUUUCCCUUCCCAAGGAGCUCCAUGAGAGGUUCAAUAAGUACGGCAAGGACGGUUACUAGAUGCGUGCGUGUCGGAACUUGGAUGGACGACGUGGUGUUUGUGUACUGUAAAUUUUUCGCAGAUAUCCGAUGUGCGGCGGCGGCGAUGGCGGCAGGGAACGGGAUUUAUCAAGGCUUCUUUUUCUUUUGACCGGUGCACGGGUUCGUGAUGGUGUUGCGAAGUACGUGGGUGGGGCAGUGA